UUUAUAGUUCAUGCCAGUCCGUGGCAACAGACAACCGCACUAGAGAUUGGCAGAAUUUCUGCAAAUUAGAUUUUCUUUAUAAUUCAGCGUUAUUUUAUAAGCCUCAAACAUCGGGUAAUGUCAAACACUCUAUUGGAUUUAAUUAUUAUUUCAAAUUAAAAUAAUAUCUGUGUAAUUAGUGCUAGAAUUUUGUGUAAAGAAGCAAAAAAUAUUGUGUCACCAAUGAUGGCGGUACCCUCAGCCGGUGUAGUUGUUCCUAGAAACUUUCGUUUAUUAGAAGAACUUGAACAGGGUCAAAAAGGUGUGGGUGACGGCACGAUAAGUUGGGGCUUAGAAAAUGACGAUGACAUGACCCUCACGCAUUGGACUGGGAUGAUUAUAGGACCACCCAGAACUCCUUAUGAAAAUAGAAUGUACAGUUUGAAAAUCGAUUGUGGAGUAAAUUAUCCAGAUGAUGCACCUAGUGUAAGAUUUUUGAGCAGAAUUAAUAUGAAUUGCAUCAAUAGUACUACUGGAGCGGUGGAUAAUCGUAGUGUUCCUGUUUUGGCAAAAUGGCAACGGGAAUAUACGAUCAAGACUGUUCUCCAGGAACUCCGUCGUCUUAUGACCCUCAAGGAAAACAUGAAACUUUCUCAGCCGCCCGAGGGCAGCACCUUUUAGCCUAACCAUGAACCUCUUUCUUCCUAGUUUGAGGAACAACAAACUUAUUAAGGUACCAAAUAAUAUUGCACUGGUGCCCGGAGAUGAUGUACGUUAAGGAAAUACUCACCUUUGCGAGUAAUAAAAAAAAAAAAAAUAAAAAAAAAGGUGGGACACACACACAUACACUGCUUGGAAGGUCGAAUCUGUACUUUUUCCUUUAAUUCAGGGAAAUUUUCUGAUUAAUUGAAAAAAAUAGUUUUCCAACACGGCCUGGUUCUACUAAUUCGUUACUUUCGCUUUAAAGGGGUUUUUUUAAUUAUUACUUUUUUUUUAUUGAAUUUUCUGCACGUUAACAUAAAAAAAAAAAUGAAUGCAAAUUUCUAUGAUCUGAUGAUACUUUACAAAGGAGAUGAAAAUACUGGUUCGACUUAACAAGAAAUUGAUAUAUCUAGUUAUAAAAAUCAUAUUUUCAAUUUUUGAAAAACUUGAAAAAAUAAUACGAACAAUAAUUAUGAAAAAAAAGAAAGAAGCAAUUUUUUUUUCAAACUGGAACUUUUGUCAUCUGUGUUGUAUUCCAAUUAAUUGUAGGAGCAUUCUGUAAAAAAAAAAAAUUCUAUAUCUUGACUCGUUCUUGGUAUAUUUCAAAAUUAUAUUUCGUACAAUAUUCAAAUUGAUCUUUUAUUCUUUAAAUUCUGAGUCAUUGUCCUUGGGGUCGUAGAGAAAAAGAAUCGAUUGAAAUCCAAAAAAAAAGGCUUUUUCUCUAUCAAAAAGAAAAAUUAAAUUUUUUUAGAAUGAAUUUUUCCCCUCCUUUUCUUUUUUAAUAAAAGAUUAGCUUUAUCGAAAAAAUGUAAUCAUUUUUUUUUAUCUUGUGGUUUCAUAUAUUAUAAUCAUACCCAACCAACGACACAUCAAUAGCGAAGCAUUUCAUAGCUUUUUUUUCCAUUCCAUUUUUCUAUAUCUUGUUUUAUCACUUUUUUUAUGUUCCAUUUUUUAAAUAGUCGAAUUAAGUUAUUUUUUAUGCUUCAUAAUUGACGUAUCGAUGGCACUAGAUUUAUAUAUAUUUAGCAAGAUAACAAACCUACACAAGUAGCUUUGUAAACGUCGUAAAGCGAUUGUUACCUGUAAACGCUCGUGUUAGUAACGCGACCCAAAAAAAAAUGAAUUUAUGUAAGUUAACAAUUAUUCCAAUGAAAAGCAGUGCAAGGGCGAAGUUCCAAUUUUAUGUUACACUUUAGCUAAAAGAAAAAAAAAAGAAAAUUAUAAUCGAAUAAAUUAUUUAAAAGACA
Leptopilina boulardi is the source of this 1928-nucleotide messenger RNA. It is a transcript of the gene Uev1A, whose product is annotated as ubiquitin-conjugating enzyme E2 variant 2. Lineage: Eukaryota; Metazoa; Arthropoda; Insecta; Hymenoptera; Figitidae. The coding region runs from base 223 to 660 and encodes 145 amino acids. The record is from RefSeq and is a predicted model, not a curated record. The transcript has 4 exons. Gene Ontology annotation, cellular component: nucleus. Gene Ontology annotation, biological process: protein K63-linked ubiquitination; DNA damage tolerance.